Tribolium castaneum (red flour beetle) is the source of this 1858-nucleotide messenger RNA. RefSeq lists its product as uncharacterized. NCBI's taxonomy places the organism in Eukaryota, Metazoa, Arthropoda, Insecta, Coleoptera, Tenebrionidae. The transcript is spliced from 5 exons. The coding region runs from base 347 to 1705 and encodes 452 amino acids. Gene Ontology annotation, cellular component: nucleus. The record is from RefSeq and is a predicted model, not a curated record. Gene Ontology annotation, biological process: regulation of gene expression.
CUCGUUUGGUUCGCCAAUCUGCCAACAAUGGCAGCACGUGUCCGCAUGUUGUUGUGGUUUAUAGGGACGUUUUAACGCCGAUUUUUCGGUAUUUAAGGGUUCAAGAGUCCCUAAAACCACCGAUUCACCGACGAAAUAAAAUAACCAAUCGGUACGAAUCGAAAAAACCGUAAAAAAUCGCCCACAAGUGUAAUUUAUCGCACUUUGACUGUUGCACAUGCUCGAGUUGACAAUCAGCAAGAAAAAGAUGGUAAGGCGGGCCAUUGAAGACAGUAUGAAAUUAUUUCCUCAUUUUUCGUUCCUCUGUUCAUUAACUCCUGUAGUUGAUUAACUGAAGACGCCAAAUAUGGACGAGAAUAUCUUGGGGUAUGAGACCAUAGAUGAGGCUUCCAGUCUGUUGCAGAAUGGAAUUCUUGUUGAGACUGGCAAAGGCCUGGUUUGUAUGUCGUUAAAUGACGCGAUCUCCUCCGGUCUGAAUUUAUCAGUUGAGGAUUUGAAAAAGGUGGCAAAUGAGUUAAUUUCGCAACAAAAUGUUGGAACCAAGGACAAAGUUUGUGUCAAAUCGUCCAUAAAUCUGGACAGUGAUGGGUUUUCGAGUGAAUGUAGUGACGUGAGCUUCACUUCAACGCCCAGCACCUCCUCCAGUUACAUCACUUUUACCUCACUAUCAAACUCUGAACUUACAACCACAAGUGUUACAAAAGACACCAAAAUCGUCACUUUCCUCCCAGUUAAGUCUCUACCUCCAGACUUCAAACAAGAGCCUAAGACAGUUGGCAGUGAAGUUGUCCCCAACCCUCCUAUUACCACCAUUGACGUCCACAAACCCCCAAAGAGACGCGGGGGAUGGCCCAAAGGCCGGAAACGGAAGCCGGAACUGAAAAAUUUGCCGCCGAAAGCACCCGCCACCGGAUACAAUCUCUAUCUCAAUGACCAGCGGAAGCUGUUUAAGGACAGCAAACUGGCGUUUCAUGAAAUUACCAAAGUUAUCGGGAACAAAUGGUCGAAUUUGAGUUUGGAGGAGAAACGGCCGUAUUUGGCCAAAGCAGAGGAGGACAAAAGGCGCUACAGGGAAGAACUUAAACAGUAUCGACAAUCAGACGCAUAUCGCGCGUAUUUGGCCAAAAAACGGCGGAAUCGGCUGCAGAAUAACGUGCUGUCAGAGAGCGACAUGGACGCCACCGAUGAAAUCGACGAGGAAGAUAACGAGGAGUUGUACUGCCGCACAUGCGACCAGUGGUUCCACAACUUGCACAACAAGCGCGAGCAUUUACAGGGCCGCCAACACACGCAAUCAGUGGCCGGCGACAUCAAGCGCGAAUUGGACCUUUCGGCGUCCGAUAGCGGCAUUUUUAGCACGUCUUUGGACGAAUCUAGUCUCGACGCAAUGCCUAACAUAUCAAAACAUGAAGACAAGUCAAGCUCGGUAUCUGAUGCCGUGGUUAAUUUAGUCGCGGCUGUUGCUAGGCGGGAGAGAGAAAUCAAAUCGUUGCAAAGGAAACUCCAAGAGACAAUAAUGGCACAAAGUGCGUUCUGCCAACAGUUAAAUGCGCUGAGACAGAGGCACUGUAAACUGAAAAAUGAUUUGAGUAGUUUGAAGGAACACGAAAGGAAUAUGGAAGCGAAGGUGGCGCAGCUGUGGCAAGUGCCCAGCUGGUUCAUCAUCACGGAUUUUAACACCGAUUUUAACGAUGAAAACAAGUAACAAGUUAAUCAGGAAAAAAGGUUAUGGGUUAUUUGUUUAUUUAUUUAUUGUUGACUGUACAGAUGGAGCGACAGGAUGUUAAAAUAAAACCGCUGAUCCUGUUUAUUUAUUUAAUAUUGUAUAAAACAAUAAACUGAAGGAUAAAUUGUUGAA